ACCCCCAAACCCUCUCACCCGCGGCAGUCCGGUGCGAGGCCCCCUCCGGAAGGUGAGGGGAAUGGAUUGGACUCCGGUGGGGAAAGCGGGUGUCUAGAAGUGGUGCUAAUGGGAAGAGAAUUCUGGUUUCAAAAGAGGAUGCUCUGCCACAAAGAGCGGCUCGCGCGCUGGCCUGGGCUCUAGCCGAGGAGAGAUCCCGGGAGAACUCCAGAGCUCCGGGGGAGCGCUCCUCGGAAGACCGGGGCCAACAUGCCUGUGCGCAGGGGGCAUGUGGCACCACAAAAUACAUUUCUGGGGACCAUCAUUCGGAAAUUUGAAGGGCAAAAUAAAAAAUUUAUCAUUGCAAAUGCCAGAGUGCAGAACUGUGCCAUCAUUUAUUGCAACGAUGGGUUCUGUGAGAUGACUGGUUUCUCCAGGCCAGAUGUCAUGCAAAAGCCAUGCACCUGCGACUUUCUCCAUGGACCCGAGACCAAGAGGCAUGAUAUUGCCCAAAUUGCCCAGGCAUUGCUGGGGUCAGAAGAGAGGAAAGUGGAGGUCACCUACUAUCACAAAAAUGGGUCCACUUUUAUUUGUAACACUCACAUAAUUCCAGUGAAAAACCAAGAGGGCGUGGCUAUGAUGUUCAUCAUUAAUUUUGAAUAUGUGACGGAUAAUGAAAACGCUGCCACCCCAGAGAGGGUAAACCCAAUAUUACCAAUCAAAACUGUAAACCGGAAAUUUUUUGGGUUCAAAUUCCCUGGUCUGAGAGUUCUCACUUACAGAAAGCAGUCCUUACCACAAGAAGACCCCGAUGUGGUGGUCAUCGAUUCAUCUAAACACAGUGAUGAUUCAGUAGCCAUGAAGCAUUUUAAGUCUCCUACAAAAGAAAGCUGCAGCCCCUCUGAAGCAGAUGACACAAAAGCUUUGAUACAGCCCAGCAAAUGUUCUCCCUUGGUGAAUAUAUCCGGACCUCUUGACCAUUCCUCUCCCAAAAGGCAAUGGGACCGACUCUACCCUGACAUGCUGCAGUCAAGUUCCCAGCUGUCCCAUUCCAGAUCAAGGGAAAGCUUAUGUAGUAUACGGAGAGCAUCUUCGGUCCAUGAUAUAGAAGGAUUCGGCGUCCACCCCAAGAACAUAUUUAGAGACCGACAUGCCAGCGAAGACAAUGGUCGCAAUGUCAAAGUUUCACGUUCCUGGAUGGCAGGGGGGCCUUUUAAUCAUAUCAAGUCAAGCCUCCUGGGAUCCACAUCAGAUUCAAACCUCAACAAAUACAGCACCAUUAACAAGAUUCCACAGCUCACUCUGAAUUUUUCAGAGGUCAAAACUGAGAAAAAGAAUUCAUCACCUCCUUCUUCAGAUAAAACCAUUAUUGCACCCAAGGUUAAAGAUCGAACACACAAUGUGACUGAGAAAGUGACCCAGGUUCUCUCUUUAGGAGCAGAUGUCCUACCUGAAUACAAACUGCAGACACCACGCAUCAACAAGUUUACGAUAUUGCACUACAGCCCUUUCAAGGCAGUCUGGGACUGGCUUAUCCUGCUGUUGGUCAUAUACACUGCUAUAUUUACUCCCUACUCUGCAGCCUUCCUCCUCAAUGACAGAGAAGAACAGAAAAGACGAGAAUGUGGCUAUUCUUGUAGCCCUUUGAAUGUGGUAGACUUGAUUGUGGAUAUUAUGUUUAUCAUAGAUAUUUUAAUAAACUUCAGAACAACAUAUGUAAAUCAGAAUGAAGAAGUGGUAAGUGAUCCCGCCAAAAUAGCAAUACACUACUUCAAAGGCUGGUUCCUGAUUGACAUGGUUGCAGCAAUUCCUUUUGACUUGCUGAUUUUUGGAUCAGGUUCUGAUGAGACAACAACAUUAAUUGGUCUUUUGAAGACUGCCCGACUCCUCCGUCUUGUGCGCGUGGCCAGGAAACUGGAUCGAUAUUCAGAAUAUGGCGCUGCUGUUCUAAUGCUCUUAAUGUGCAUCUUUGCCCUGAUUGCUCACUGGCUGGCUUGCAUUUGGUAUGCGAUUGGGAAUGUAGAAAGGCCUUACCUGACUGACAAAAUCGGAUGGUUGGAUUCCUUAGGACAGCAAAUUGGGAAACGUUACAAUGACAGUGACUCAAGUUCUGGACCAUCCAUUAAAGACAAAUACGUCACAGCACUUUAUUUUACCUUCAGCAGUUUAACCAGUGUAGGAUUCGGGAAUGUGUCUCCUAACACGAAUUCGGAGAAAAUCUUUUCAAUUUGUGUCAUGUUGAUUGGCUCACUAAUGUAUGCAAGCAUUUUUGGGAAUGUAUCUGCAAUUAUCCAAAGACUAUACUCGGGAACUGCCAGGUACCACAUGCAGAUGCUGCGAGUAAAAGAGUUCAUUCGCUUUCACCAAAUCCCCAACCCUCUGAGGCAACGUCUUGAAGAAUAUUUCCAGCACGCAUGGACUUACACCAAUGGCAUUGACAUGAACAUGGUCCUAAAGGGUUUCCCAGAAUGCUUACAAGCAGACAUUUGUCUACAUCUCAACCAGACAUUGCUGCAAAACUGCAAAGCCUUUCGGGGGGCAAGUAAAGGUUGCCUUAGAGCUUUGGCAAUGAAGUUCAAAACCACCCAUGCACCUCCAGGAGACACCCUCGUUCACUGUGGGGAUGUCCUCACUGCACUUUAUUUCUUAUCCAGAGGCUCCAUUGAAAUUCUCAAAGAUGACAUUGUGGUGGCUAUUCUGGGAAAAAAUGAUAUAUUUGGAGAAAUGGUUCAUCUUUAUGCCAAACCUGGAAAGUCUAAUGCAGAUGUAAGAGCCCUCACAUACUGUGACUUGCAUAAGAUUCAGCGAGAAGACUUGUUAGAGGUUUUGGAUAUGUAUCCUGAGUUUUCUGAUCACUUUCUAACAAACCUAGAGUUGACUUUCAACCUAAGGCAUGAGAGCGCAAAGGCUGAUCUCCUACGAUCACAAUCCAUGAAUGAUUCAGAAGGAGACAACUGUAAACUAAGAAGAAGGAAAUUGUCAUUUGAAAGUGAAGGAGAGAAAGAAAACAGUACAAAUGAUCCUGAAGACUCUGCAGAUACCAUAAGACAUUAUCAGAGUUCCAAGAGACACUUUGAAGAGAAAAAAAGCAGAUCCUCAUCUUUCAUCUCCUCCAUUGAUGAUGAACAAAAGCCGCUCUUCUCAGGAAUAGUAGACUCUUCUCCAGGAAUAGGGAAAGCAUCUGGGCUCGAUUUUGAAGAAACAGUGCCCACCUCAGGAAGAAUGCACAUAGAUAAAAGAAGUCACUCUUGCAAAGAUAUCACUGACAUGCGAAGCUGGGAACGAGAAAAUGCACAUCCCCAGCCUGAAGACUCCAGUCCAUCUGCACUUCAGCGAGCUGCCUGGGGUAUCUCUGAAACCGAAAGCGACCUCACCUACGGGGAAGUGGAACAAAGAUUAGAUCUGCUCCAGGAGCAACUUAACAGGCUUGAAUCCCAAAUGACCACUGACAUCCAGACCAUCUUACAGUUGCUGCAGAAACAAACCACUGUGGUCCCCCCAGCCUACAGUAUGGUAACAGCAGGAUCAGAAUAUCAGAGACCCAUCAUCCAGCUGAUGAGAACCAGUCAACCGGAAGCAUCCAUCAAAACUGACCGAAGUUUCAGCCCUUCCUCACAAUGUCCUGAAUUUCUAGACCUUGAAAAAUCUAAACUUAAAUCCAAAGAAUCCCUUUCAAGUGGGGUGCAUCUGAACACAGCUUCAGAAGACAACUUGACUUCACUUUUAAAACAAGACAGUGAUCUCUCUUUAGAGCUUCACCUGCGGCAAAGAAAAACUUACGUUCAUCCAAUUAGGCAUCCUUCUUUGCCAGAUUCAUCCCUAAGCACUGUAGGAAUCGUGGGUCUUCAUAGGCAUGUUUCUGAUCCUGGUCUUCCAGGGAAAUAAUCAUUUUGUACUAUUUACUCCACAUACAAUGUAAGUGCUUUUAAUGGCUGUUUUCCUUUUUCUAUUUAAAUCCUCUCUACUUGACUCAGGGGCUCACAAGGUACCAUUAUAUGCAAAAGUACUGUAUAUUUUCCUAAAUUGAAGCUUGUAAGGUAAAACUGAGCAGUUAGGAUGUAAAUAUACAUAAGAACUUUUGGUUCCAAAUGUUAAAACUGCCAGCAUCUCACGGCACCUUAUUUUUUAUUUUUAUUUUUUAAAUCACAUGCAUGUUAGGAAACUCCAAUUUCUCUUGCAUGGAGACUCCUAUUUACUGCUUUUACUAAACCAGUACUUCGUUAUGAAAAUGCCUUCCACGCAAAUAAGAAACCAAGGGAUAAAACUGUUCAUGGAUGCAACUCAAAUUCAGAUGAUCCUCAACUCAU
Molecule: messenger RNA, 4286 nt
Organism: Homo sapiens (human)
Lineage: Eukaryota; Metazoa; Chordata; Mammalia; Primates; Hominidae
Gene: KCNH7
Product: potassium voltage-gated channel subfamily H member 7
Exons: 17
Coding region: 250-3864 (1204 amino acids)
Biological process (GO): monoatomic ion transport; potassium ion transport; transmembrane transport
Cellular component (GO): membrane; plasma membrane
Molecular function (GO): voltage-gated potassium channel activity; monoatomic ion channel activity
Source: RefSeq, a predicted model, not a curated record